This is a messenger RNA of Bufo bufo (common toad), 1665 nucleotides long. RefSeq lists its product as uncharacterized. Lineage: Eukaryota; Metazoa; Chordata; Amphibia; Anura; Bufonidae. The annotation marks the transcript as partial. The record is from RefSeq and is a predicted model, not a curated record. The transcript is spliced from 4 exons.
AAGAAAAAUUACCAGUAUUCAGAAAAGGAUCAAAAUUCAUCCAGCAUAAUUAAGUUUUUAAAUACCACUGUGUCCAAGUUCUCUAAGAAAGGUUCUUCUCAGAUAGCGAAUCACUUAGAACUGUAUGAAUCCACUAUGGAUUCUUUAAAAUUAUACUCUGAUGCUGACAGAAUCAGAUUCCUUCCAUGGGCAUUUGAUGAUAAAUAUCGUCAUUACUUUACCUCUUUUAGGGAGAGAGGAAUUCAAGAUUGGCCAAGUGUUUUGCAUGAAGUUAAACUAGAAUUCGGACCUUACCGAACCAUUACUGCUGCAAAACGGGACAUAUAUAAGCUUACAUGUAGGCCCAAUCAAAGUCCCCGUGAAUUCCUCUCUAUCCUUAAAAAUGCCUAUGGGUUAGCAUAUAGAUCCCCAAACUGGGAAUCUGAAGAGUUUAAGCAGCUGUUCUAUGACGCUAUGCCAACCCAGAUCAAACUUAGCCUAGCCAGAGAUCUGGAUAUUGAAGCUCCCUUGGAUAGGUUGGUGACGGCUGCCACCACGCUGUAUAAUAUCAGUGAAUGCCAUGAAACAGGUGAGAGAAGAUUUAAAAAAUCCCCAGAGCAAAAUAUAGCUGAAGCUAAGGUAAACCCUAGCUUGGGAUUUGAAACACAGCCACGUAAGUAUUCUCAGUCUACAGGUCCUGUCCAACAAACCCAGCAACAACAGGUAAGACCCAAGCAAACCAAGCCCCAAAAUCCCAACGGGUCAGAGGGGGAUAAUUCUGGUGCUGGGAGGUCUAACUACCGUCCAUAUUACAAUAAUGGUCCCCAAUAUAGGUCCUAUUACAAUAGGGAUUCCCAGGGUUACAGACGCUGGAAUAACAGGCCCAGACAACAGAGGGAAGAUAGGCAGGAACCCUUAAACUCACCUAGGAGUAGGUCACCCACCAAUAAUCAGGGCGCCUCACAAAACCAAAAUAUGCGCAAACCAAACAGAUUUGCUGUACAGAUUGAUCUGGUGAAUAAAACCUUAUGGUCCAGAUUACCAGGAGACCCAGAGGGAUUCCAGGAUGUAGAGCAAGCUUUGAGAGGGGGACAACAGAUGCCCUACGCCGUAAGUAUUGAGGUUGCUGAAGAGGUUGAAAUCCCUGAAGGAUGCAAACCGUUUCUUCUCCCCAUUCAAGUGAAAAAGGGACAGAAACUGAAGAAUGCAGAUGCCUUGAUCUGUUUAUCCAACCGGAUGCAACAACUCGGCCUAAAGUUAAAGCCUACUCCCAUGAUAAACGUCCAUCAGGUUCCAUUACAGAUGGUAGUCCAUAAUAUGAUUCCCCAUAGCAUAUCUUUGCAAAAGGACACCGUAAUUGGUUUAGCUAUGGAAUCAGAAUACUACACUUUUGGAUUCCAGAAUGAUGUUAUUGGACUUAUUCCUGAUGAAUACCUGACGGAAGAACAGGUAAAGGGUCAUUCAAAGUAUCCAGGUAUGGAUAAAGAAGGGAAUGACCUAGCAGAUUCCCUCGCCAAACAAGCAGCCAUUGACGGAGAAGUCUUUGACGUUGAUGACCUCAUGGGAACUAUGCAAGUGGAUGCGACGACAAGAAGAUGGAUUGCUGAUAAGGACCUCAAAGAACGGUAUCACGCAAUGGGUAGUACCCGCAGCGUAUCGAGGUCUGAUGCUACAACAUGCCCAUGA